CAGAAUCGAAACGUGUCGCCAACAGCUUUGACGUGGUUUUGGCAAUGAAAAUAAAUGAACGUCAAUGUCAACGUCAUCCGUCGUUCCUGCUUGAAUAGAAGUUUGUAGAAUAAAGUCAUGUCUGUUAUUUGAUAUUUACUUUAAAAUCAAACUGAAAAGCUAACUUAUUAUAGACCGUAACCUGUUUUAAUCUUACAAUGGCACGUAGAUAUAGAGAUGCCGCUGCGAAAUUGCAGCAAAAUGUUCAAAAACAUCUGCAAGGCAUGAAGGAGUUAUCAUCAUCUGAAGACGAGGAACCAUGCGAGUCCAGCGUCCUGGACGGGGUGUUCCAGAGCUACUGGCGCGGCGGUGGAGACACCCUUAUGCUCAAUAGAACUAAAAACCUGCUAGAGGAGGCGAUAAGCGGCCGUGCCGUAACCUGUCUCAUUUGCAUAGGAUCUAUCAAAAGAACGAACGCUAUAUGGACUUGCGAUCACUGCUUCUCCUAUUUCCAUCUAUCCUGCAUACAAAAAUGGUCAAACGACAGCAUUAGCUUACGCAGCGAAGAAAGCCAGGGACCAAUUACUGUUCAUAAACAACAAAAAAUUGAAUGGUGCUGCCCAAAGUGCCGGCAGUCGUAUUCUAAGGAAGAAAUACCGCGAAAAUAUCGUUGUUUUUGUGGAAAAACGGAUGAUCCACAAUGCCACCCUUGGUUAAUUCCUCACACUUGUGGAGAAGUCUGUGGGAAAAGACUGUCCACCGGAGAAAACUGUAAACAUAAAUGUCUGCUCUUAUGCCACCCUGGUCCUUGCCCACCUUGCCCACAGACUGUCAAUGGAAUUUGUUAUUGUGAGAAAGAACGUAAGAGAGUGCGAUGCAGUGCUGCUAAAUGGUCUUGUGGUCAACUUUGUAAGAAAACACUUUUGUGUAAGACUCACAAAUGUGAAAAUGUCUGUCAUGAAGGUGAAUGUCCUGACUGUAGCUAUACCAGUGUGCAGCCAUGCCAGUGUGGUGCUGAGAAAGCUAAAAGACCCUGCAAUGAUUUGUUUUGGCAGUGCCAGAAGCAAUGUGGUAAACUAUUUGCAUGUGGUUACCAUAAAUGUGAGAAGAUCUGCCAUUCAGGUGAUUGUGGAGCCUGUCCUAACUCAGGCAUGACAACAUGCCCAUGUGGGGCCAACCAACGCUACGUCCAAUGCCCAGAUGUUAUGGAAACCUGCCUAGGGACAUGUGGCAAGCUUCAUGAAGAUUGUGAACAUAACUGUCCAGAAAAGUGUCAUAAAGGGAAAUGUCCACCAUGCCAGGUGUUGAUACAGAAGAAAUGCCAGUGUUCAACACAUACCAGAUCUCUGCCAUGUAGUAAAGAGUAUAAAUGUGACACUAAAUGUAGAGGAAUAAGGCUCUGUGGUAAGCAUGGGUGUGGCAGAAAGUGUUGCAAUGGAAACUGUCCUCCUUGUGAGAAAAUAUGUGAUAAAGGCCUUCAAUGUGGUCGACAUAAAUGUACCAGCAUAUGCCACCGAGGGCCCUGCUAUCCCUGUCCUAGAGACUCAAAGGUGACCUGUAGGUGUAAAGAAACAUAUGUAACAGUUCCUUGUGGAAGAGAGAGACAGACUAAACCUCCUAAAUGUAGUUUACCUUGUAAAAUCAAAUACAAAUGUGGACACAGUGAGGAAAAUAAGCAUUCCUGUCAUUUUGGUGACUGUCCACCAUGUAAAGCUAUAUGUGACAAGUCUUAUCCUAAGUGCAGUCAUCAAUGUAAAGCAGUGUGUCAUGAGUAUGUUGCAGUGCUUUUUAAACAGGUAGAGAAGCCAGCAACUCCUUGGGAAGUACAACCACCAAAGACCAAAAUAAUGACUUUAGAUUGUCCGCCCUGUGAGACACCUAUACCAAUAGUCUGCUUUGGUGAGCAUGAGACUGACAACCAGCCUUGUAGCACUGCUGCACGGCGGCCUUGCGGCAGAGACUGUGGGCGUCCAUUAUCCUGUGGUAAUCACAAGUGCACUUUACUGUGCCACCUCCUCAGCCCUCACCCUGAGUACCCAAACGUGCCGUCUAGUUGCAAGCAAUGUAACAGGGAAUGCUUAGUUCCUCGUCCUGACAAAUGCUCACACAAAUGUUCCAUAAGGGCCUGUCAUCCAGGUCAAUGCCCUCCCUGUGAGAUUCUUGAACGCCUGGCUUGUCACUGCGGAGUUACUGAAAUUUACUUGCGAUGCCGCGAGAUAUCUGCAGCCACUACAGAGAUUCUGUCAUGUAAGCAACAAUGCCCAAAGAACUUAGAAUGUGGCCACCGCUGUCGUAAUACAUGCCAUCCGGGAGCCUGCAACAACCAAGUGUGCACUAAGAAAACCAAGGUACACUGUCCUUGUGGUAACUUGAAGAAGGAAGCCCCCUGCAAUACCGUCCGGCAAGGCGACGCGAAAGUACUGUGCGAUGAAAGCUGUGAAGCCAAAAAGAUUGCUGCGAAGAUUCAAAGUGAGAAAGAGAAGCAGAGAUUGAAGGAAUUGGAGGAAGAAAAGAAUCGUAAAGAAUUAGCCGAGUAUGAGUGGAAAUUGAGUGGUAAGAAAAAAAAAUAUAAGGAGAAGAAAUCUGUUGUCAAUACAGACGACAGGGGUUUUCUAAGAAAAUAUUGGGUACCAAUAAUUUCAUUCCUAGUGAUGUUGCUAGCUGCAUUCUACUAUAUAAUUUAUGUGUAAAUUAAUAGCUGAACUCAAACACUUAUAAUACGUAAAAUGAAAAUGAGCACUGUUAGAUAUAUGAGUAGGCAAUUAAAAUAGCUUUUAAGAACAUUGACAAAUGAAUGGCACCACUAGCACUCAAAUAUUACGUAUAGGUUAAAAUAUUUAUUGUAUUUUAAUGUUUUUUGGUAAACCUUUAGUGUUUUUUUUUUCUAUAGGGUAACUGUUAUCAGAGUUUUGAUGAAAACUUUGUUUUAAUCAAAGACAGUUUUCUGUUGAUACUUUUUUGACUGAUAUCUAAAUAGUAAAAUUGUAUCUGUAUUAUUCAUACGUCUUGUGGAAAAGUACUGCACUUCUGCUAUAUGAAUUGACUCAAAGAUUUAAAUUUAAAAGUAUGAACUCCAUUAUUUAUGAUAAAAAAUAUCCACUGCCAUCUAUGGGCACAAUUUAAAAUAAACCAUUGUUGUGUAAUAAGGUUGUUUAUGGCAACGUUUUAUUGUUCCUAGUAUAAAAUGUGUUCAAUCGAUAAAAAUAAGCUACUUAACUCAGUGAUAUAAAUCAUUAUCAAAGGCAAAAGAAAAGUACGAAUAUCGCUUGUGAAAUUCUACAAUCUCUUAACUAAUCACAGUAGGUACUCCGUACUGGACAGAUUCUCAAAAUUAAACGACAUUUUCUUUCAUAAAGGAAGGAAGGAGGGUAGUAAUAUAGUUUUACCAACCUAUCACCUAACAAAAAUAUGUAGAUAAGUAGUCCUUUACGAUAUCAAAAGACAUUGUCACCCAGACGCACACAUUCCUAGUUUUUCAAUAAGGGUUGUUGUAUUGUAUACAUGUUAUGUUUUGGCGUUGUCCGAUAUUGUUAGUGUCGGGAAUGUCCUUAGGUAUAAUUGGGAAAAGGCAAUGAGACUAGAUUGUAUUAUUAUUAAGAAGUUUUAAAACUGUCCUGAUUAAAUUUAAUUUAAUUGCCCAAAUUAAAUUUAGAUAACUGAAACUCUGCUUUGUUAAGUUGUAAGUAGGACAUGUUCAUUUUAACUCAAAUGCUUUAAGUUAUCUGCAUUAGGCAGCGUCUUGCGAGCUUACGUACUUGGCUCUAAUCAUUCAGAAUAGCAUUUUUGGACUUAGUAGCUACUGGAUAGCUACUAACCUACAUUGAUUAGUUUAUUGUCAUCAUUUCAGUUUUUUUACCCCUGAAUCAUCCUGUGUGUGAAUGCAAUACUUCUCCUCAGCAUUUGCCUACACAAUUUUUACUGACGGUCAGUACAAUGAAUUUCCAAUGAUUGUGUUGCCGAGAAAACGAAUUGUGUCAGAACAGAAAAUUUAAUCGGGGAAGUACCUGCAUAAAACCUCGUUUCCUAAAUGAAGUGGGAUACAAUACAUAGCCGGCGACGAUAAGGAUUAGAUGCCUAAUAAGAUAUCACGUUUAAAGUUGAAAUACACGAGGAUAGGUCUAAAAAGUUGUAUACUUAUCGAAUGUUAUCACUUUCAUUUUUAGAUUAGCGUAAGUGUAAGUACCUAUAUUGUAUCGUCCUAUCUAUUUAUUAAAGAUUUUGAUUGUGACUUUUGUAAUAAAUUGUUAGUGUGUU
Messenger RNA from Trichoplusia ni (cabbage looper), 4233 nucleotides. Its product is annotated as NF-X1-type zinc finger protein NFXL1. Gene Ontology annotation, cellular component: nucleus. Gene Ontology annotation, biological process: regulation of DNA-templated transcription. Gene Ontology annotation, molecular function: zinc ion binding; RNA polymerase II transcription regulatory region sequence-specific DNA binding; DNA-binding transcription factor activity, RNA polymerase II-specific. The coding region runs from base 198 to 2669 and encodes 823 amino acids. The transcript has a single exon. The record is from RefSeq and is a predicted model, not a curated record. NCBI's taxonomy places the organism in Eukaryota, Metazoa, Arthropoda, Insecta, Lepidoptera, Noctuidae.